Molecule: messenger RNA, 3492 nt
Organism: Caenorhabditis auriculariae
Lineage: Eukaryota; Metazoa; Nematoda; Chromadorea; Rhabditida; Rhabditidae
Source: the annotation of a GenBank genome assembly
AUGACGUUUCUGACCUGGAUUAUUUUUCUGCUACUCGGUAGAGCCACGGAGGCAGGACGAGUUCUGUUUCUUCCGUCGACUCUCGAUCCAGUGCAUCCGCAGACGAUGGCCGUACUGGCAGACGAGCUUUCGAGGCGUGGUCACCAAGUCUCGUGGCUUGAGAUCGGGCCACAGCAAGUACGUUCUUUUCUCUCUGAAGAACUUGUUCGAAAAUGCAAAAAAAUUGGAUCAGAGAUGAAAAUCUCAUGAUUCCGAAAAGUAUCGGUACUUUGUUGGCAUAGAAAUGUGAAGGACCCUUUAUAUUUUCUAGGAAGAAAAUCAAAAUAGCGCCUCUCCAAAAUCGUAAAAUGAAAAUCUUAAAUUCCCCGUUCAAAUAUAAUUGGCAUCGGUCUGAAAAAAAUAAGUAGCUUUUAAACUCAUUACUUUUUGAAAAACCAUUCUUUGAAAAAUCACCUUCAUGUACAUUCACAUUUAUUCAGUCUUCAGGGAAGAUUUUCAACUCAAGCAUGAAAAUGUUCAGAUAAUUUUUUUCAACCGAAAAAAAUUUUGGUUUUUUGUGCAUUAUUAGUUCUUUUCAUUUGAAUUGAAACUUGAUAAGCAAUGUUUUCAGUCCAAAACAGUACUUUUGAAAAACGUGACACGGGAGUUCUGGCCGGCGCAGCUGGGCGACCAAAGGCUCAACGAAAUAUAUCUCCACCGGAACCACACAAACUACGGAAAAGUGGCAAUUUUCGCAUUUCCGUUCACUUCCGACUUUUUUUCAGCUUUGGAACGCAAAAUUCACAUGGGCGAAUGAGCAGACGACGGGAUGGCUGGCCUCGAUCAAGAUUUGCAACUCGUUGCUCUCAAGAAACCAGCAAAAGUUCGACGAUCUAGUCAAGAAAAGGUUGUUCCAUGUGAGAAUACAGUGGUCUACUAGGAUUAAAAGGAAUAUUUUAAAGAAGAAGAAGCAAAAAAAUAUAUAUAUUUAGAAUUGAAUGGAUAAAACGACUCGCAAGUUGGCGCAACGGGGCAACUUUUUUUGGUUAUAGUUUUGAAAAACAUAUCAAGUUUUCAUUCCGAAAUGUUAAGUGUGUCAACAUUUACACAUAAAUCUAUGAAGUUUCCUUAGAUAGGUGCAAAAAAGAGAAAGAUAAAGCUAUAAAAAGGAUAUUAUACCAAAAGCAAGGAAAAAAACUGUUUUCUGUUCCAGAUUCGAAACUGUUGUCGUGGAUGACCUGUACAAUCCAUGUGGUCUUCUUCUGGUCGCUCUCCGAAGUUCAAAGCUUCCACGUUCAGACUCAAAAAAAAAGACAUUUUCCAGAGUCCGUCUACGUGUACUGGAGCAUGACGUCAAUGCGAACCGAGUCGGCUUGGGCCAACCAAAGCCCGACUCCGCCGAGUUAUCUGCCGGUUCCAGGCACAGGGUCCGUUUUUGCAAUCAGAAAGAUAUCCUAGAAAUUGGUUUCAGUUUCACCGACGACUUGAACUUUUUCGAGAGGACUAUCAAUGUGGCUUCAUAUCUCCGUCAGCUUUAUGUCCACCAGCAUCUCAUUCAAAGGAGAAUCGACGCCCUCUUCCAGGUUUGACGGUUUUCUGAGUCGAGUGAAAAAAGAUGGUAAAUGUUUUCUAAAGAUUACAAAGAUCUAACAAAACUAUUUAUCAAUUUGAAUAGUUUCUGAUAUGAUCUAUUUCGCAUAAGUGUGUUGUUUUGAGGCAUAUGUAUAAGGAUCCAUCAAUGAAAACUCAUUCACGAAUAGGAUUGAAAUAAGGAACCCGGAAACUUUGUCCUUCAGAAGUUCUACCCGGGAGCGCCUUCAGCUUUUGAAGUUGAAAGAAACGCCUCCAUCAAUUUUGUGAACAAUCCACCCAUUUUCGACUUUGCGAGGCCCUUCAUGCCCAGAGUAAACUUCGUUGGAGGCCUUCACUGCAAAAAAGCCGCGCCAUUACCUAAAGUUGGUUUUUCUUAUUAUUCAAUUUUCGUUUUUAGUUAUUAGAACCGUGUAAGUCCAAUCAGAUUUAAAAAAUUCCGGGGAAAAGGAAAAAAACUAGUUCGCCACGUCUGGAAACAGUAUCCUCUGCGUCAUUUUCCCCGUCGUCCUCUUUUCGCACCUGCGAGGUCAUAGAAGCAUAAAAAGCACGGAAAAAUGAGAGCGCAGAGAAAGCAGACUUCUUAAAUUUUUAGGGAAUGAGCUUGAAAACAUCUCAAAUUCAUUCAUUUCCAGUAAUUCUUUCAGGAUUUGGAGGACUUCAUUAAAAAAGGAAAUAAGUUCGUCCUCUUAACAACAGGUUUCACGGCACAAUGGACAGUGGCCCCUCCUGCCAUCAAAGUUUACUCAGAAAAGUCUUCUGAACUCAUCUGAAACUUUAAGGAAGCUUAUAUAAAAACGUUCCAGUCUCUGCCGAGUUUGCAGUUUAUAUGGCAAUACAAUGGCGAAGAGCUCCGGGAAAAACCGGCCAAUCUACUGGUGCGGCCUUGGCUUCCACAGCAAGACUUGCUCGGUCAAUAUCACUUUUUCUUUUUUUUUGCGAAUGUGAACAUUUGGAGGACAUCCAAAGUGCGCGGCACACGUGAGCCACGGCGGCCUGAACAGCGUGAUCGAGUCGGUUUGGCAUGGCGUUCCCGUCGUCGGCCUUCCUCUCACUUCGCGCGGUAGGUUUUCCUCCAGAAAGACUCCUUACAUCGCAAGUUAGGAGAAAAAAGUUGAAAUUUCUGAUUUUCAACCGCCUUCUUCCUUUCCAACAUACACAAAUUACUGUUGAUUAGAUGUAUUUUUGAAAUGUUCUAUUUUUCGUUUCAAUAGUUUUCAGGCUACGAUAACUUGCUGCGAGUGACUGCCAGAAACGCCGGCGUGAUGGUCGAAAAAGAAGAUUUCAACAGGGAGGGUAUCACCUCAGCAAUCACAAAAGUAGUGAAAGAUCCGAAGUGAGAAAGUGACGAUUUGACAAUGCAAAAGGAUGCGAUUGCAGAUUCCAGGAGGAGAUGGAGAUUUUCCAAGACAUGGUAACGGACGUCCCUUUCACAGAGCUGUACCAUGCCGCCUUCUGGGUCGAGUUCAUCGAACGGCACCAAGAGGUUUUUCUAGAGAUUCAAACAGUAGUUUGCCUUCAUUUUAAAUUUUACAGCUUUUGUUUUUGUUUUCUUGGAUCAUAGUUCAAAAAAUAGAGUUGCACGGACACAAAUCGAACGUCUCGUUAUGAGUUUCUUUCGCUGAUUAUAUGUGCUUGAAAUAUUUUUUUUGAUUCAAAAAGAAAAGUAUAAAGGAAAGUUCGUUUUUUUCUUAAAAAUUUGCAUUAAAGGUACCCCACGCGAGGUCAGGAGCGGACAAACUCAACGUGCUUCAAUACUUUUUGGUCGACGUCAUCGCUUUUUUCGCUUGUAUCAUCCUUCUCACGCUCCAGAUUCUCUUUUUCGCAGUCCGAGGCCUCUUCCGAGUUUUGAGCUCCGUUUUCAAGUUGGCGAUCGGUCAGAAGUCCACGCGUCCCAUGACUCCAGGCAAAAAACGAAAUUGA